CGGUCGCGUAACGAUAGCAGCAAAAUCCGAGUGCUGCGUUCGUCGUUAAAACGAAAACAACCAAAAACAACAAUACCGAAUAUAUGAAAGUAACAGUCCAGAAAAGAGACGAAAUUCUCACCGCAACUUGCCGGUAAAAAGUGCGAAUAAGCAAAUUGGAUAUACAAUUAAUUUUGCGCGGAGAAAAAAACUGAGCGAAGCAAACAUAAAGUGUUUUCUUAGUGCAAAGUGUGAAACUCAAAUAAACUUUAAAAUUGGUGAAUUAAUAAACCGAAGCUCCACAAAUGAGACGAACCACUUUUUAAUGGAAGCCACCGGAACGAGGAUAAUAACCAGCCCGAGGGAACCAAUGCCAUCGGCCACAUGAUCGCUGCGAUGUCCACGUAAUGAAAACGCUGCUCGCAAAAUUGUCGUGCCGUCGCUGAGCGGAAAAACUGGCCAGGAAAAGGCCAAUAAUAAAAAAUAGGCAACGGAAAAUGAAGUCUGUCAUUCUAUAUCCAUACGGACCGCUAACCGGCGGCACACGUUGCUGUCGCAUGUUGCAUGCCAAAAAUUUGGCCAUAACAAGUGCAAUUUACACAAUUAAUAUAUCACUCCUAAUCGUACUGAUAUACUCGUGGCGCAUAAAUGUCAAUAUGCAUAAGUCGGCCGAUCUGCAGGAUGUCUACUACGGUGUACAAAUAGCAUAUUUUGCCAUAAUCGGCACACAAAUGUCCAUGAUACUACUAAGCAUUGUGUUGAUAUUUGGAAUAUGUCGGGAGAACCCAGGACUAAUUGUACCCUGGAUAAUUGGCUAUAUAACAUUUAUGGCCCUGGAAGCUGUCGCCAUGGUCUACUCCAAUGUCCUGCGCGACCAUGUAAAUAAGCAAUUCGACGCAAUGUGCAAGGCCGAGGUGGCAUUCUUUAUUGCUCGUGCGCUGAUAAAUGUGUUGGCCAUGUGGGGAGUGCUCCGCUUCUACAACUUGGUUCGUUCUGGAAUCACAUGGCGCGGACCAGAGGCCAAGACAGCCAUCUUUGCGCCGAUGUACAAAAGUGUUAGUACGAACAAGCCGCACUCAUACACCUACAGCAAGCGGUCAAGUCGCCGCCAUAGCAUCGAUUCGACUUCCGGCGGAUGCUGCGCCAUCUUCGAUUUCGAUUUCGAGUACGACGAUGAUAACGACGACGACGACGAUGAGGCGGCCUAUGGCGAUGGUCUUGAUACGGAGGACGAAGUGGGCUACGACUACGAUGACUACUACGAUUACUACGACGACGACGAGCUGACGGAGCAGCAGCACUUGGGGCUGCAACAGGACGAUGGCGACUGCAGCAUGUUGGGCGCUGCCAGGGCAACCAGAUCGCGCUCCAAGCCGAGAUCCGCUGUGGUCAAGGUCAAGGGUCAGCGGAGCGGAAGUCGCCGCACCAACAACAACAUCCGCAGCGUGCUGAUCAAUAAGAGGCACAACAAGUACAAAAUCGCGCUGCCCCAAACGCAGCUGGAGGUCAUCAACGAGUCGGAGAAGAGCGCGGGGAGCGGCAGCGAUGAGAAUGACUCACUUUUGGUGGCCUAUGACAGCAGUUCGUCGCUGGCGUCAGUUUGACAUUGGCCGCCAUGCAAAUCGGGAACCGGAAAUGGAAAUGCAGCCGUUGGGACAACGGGAAGUGAUAGAGGCAGUGGAACAAAUAGCGGUGGAAAGUGUCAUAACAGCGCCUGCAACUGCAAUGGCAACAACACCGGAAGCGGAAGUGAGACCGACGACGACGGCGAUCCUGACGAGGGCCAGCAUCUGGAACCUGAGUGGCCGAAGGGCCAGCGCCGCGGUGGUCAAUGUUGUGGUCAGCGUCAACGCCGACGUCCACUGCGACGCGUCUACUGCGCUGUGAAUCUGUCCAUCAUGGGCCUCCUGGUGGCCGUGGAGAUCUACGCCCAGAUUGCCAUAUUCCUGUAGAUCAAAUCACUUCUUUCUCUGAAUAAAAAUGGGUCUUCCCAUGGCCAACAUCACAUAAUAUAAUUCCAAGGGCCUUUUUGGUCCACAAGGUACAUUGCAAUACAGAAAAAUUUAAACACACUUUCUCAAUGCCAGCAGACACUGCAGCUUUAAAUGUAAAUAAUAUAGAUACAAUAUCUUCAUGUAACUAAAACACAGAUCUUUUCUCACUCAAGCUACAGCUUUUACAAAAUUGCGAAAACUCAAAUGCUAUUAUCUAUGCCAUGGACAUAUAAGGAUAUGUGUUAAGUUUAAGGUUCUAUAUGACUUGAAGUAACCACAAAUACAAAGUACAAGAUCCAUUAAAAACAAACAUUUUCAUUUUUUUAAGUCAUAUUUCAAGAAUUCCAAAAAUUCUAAUCAGCUUAAAUACCUAAAGCCUCUUACAAAAUGUAACAAAUCUAAUGUAAAUACUUCAUAGCAAAAUGGACCGUAAAAUAAGAACAAUAAUAGAAAUAAAUCUAAAUGUGUAUAAUUUAAAAGGCUUAGUGCAUAUCCAGAAUAAAAAAAAAAACACAUUAGCUCUCCAAGAGAUAAAAUUUUUAUGUUAAUAACCCAAAGUCGCCAGUAAUAAGUUAACAAAUAAAAGAAACUUUACUGCGCAGCCCAAAUAAAAGCUUUAAAAUCAUUACGCAAAAUAAAUCGCAUGUCUACCCAAAACCAAUAAAAAGGCCCUAACAAAAGUAAAAGUAACAAUAAGAGUACAUAUUAAAGAAAAUAAACAAUGAAAGAUAUAAAUGAUUGCAAAGUGCUAAGGAAAUUACUUUGUAAAUACUUCCAGCUAUCUCAAGUUGAUUUCAGUGAAGUACAAAAAUUGAAAAAGCAAAAUAAACCAUAUCUAUAAAUGUUGUAUAUAUAGUAAGUAAUCUUAAGUACAGUUGCGCCAAAAAAAAACACUAGACAGCCAGUUUAAAACUAACCAAUAAAUGUGAGUUGAUAUGUAUACCUUACGAUAAACCAUAAUAAACCCUUGAUAUUUGUGAAAAA
This is a messenger RNA of Drosophila sechellia, 2957 nucleotides long. RefSeq lists its product as uncharacterized. The transcript is spliced from 8 exons. The record is from RefSeq and is a predicted model, not a curated record. Bases 477 to 1583 code for a protein of 368 amino acids. Lineage: Eukaryota; Metazoa; Arthropoda; Insecta; Diptera; Drosophilidae.